UGUAGUAUAGAAUUUAUAAACAAUUUUUUGUAACUUUUAACAAGCAAAAAAACAGUAGUAUUUAUUCUGUGCCAGUAUAUAACAUAUUUGAAUACGGACACGUGUAAUUUACCAUUCCUUAAAUGACAGCAGGUUGCUAGGGGUUAGCUGAUAGCAAUUGCUGGAAGCUAACAUGAGACUUACCAGUGAAAUUUUAUAUCACAUAUUAUUCAUUGUAAAGAUGGAUUAAAAUCAUAUUAACACAGGAGCAGAAUAUUUGAUAGUUGAUAAAACUGUGACCAUUGAUAACAAGGAGUUAUUACUAAAACGGUUUAAACAAAACUGAAUGGUUGUGAUCACGAAGUGUAGAGUUUGACUGUAGAUUUUGUGAUACAGUCUAGGAACCAGCAAGAAAGAUGAGCAGUCUGGUACCUGGCCCAAUAUUUAUUACAACUGGAUUAAACCGUAAUUCCACUCCGACACCACCAAAUACAACACCAGCUCAGUUAGACACAAAAUAUCGCAGAAUUGACUAUAAUGGACAUGAUUGGCCAUGUGACAGCCCAGUGUCCAGAGCUUACGAUGUUGCCAACACCAGCACUAAACUGAUCAUCCUCAACAACAAGUAUGGAAAGAAUGGUACAAGACUGAGAGGUUACUAUACAGGUCCCAAAAAGCCAGAAAGACAUGUUGACCCAAACAGACACAGAGCCGAAUCACCAAGAAAUCCAAGAUUUCACACAUCAUGUUUGGAUUCUAGUUCACCCAAGUUUGAGCCCACGAUAAAGACAGAACUCGAAUGGAUUAAUUCCAGUCACAGACCACCAAAUGCUUUAAUAGGUGCUCUAUUAAGUUUGAGUGACGAUCAUUGUUCGGAGUUGGAUCUACCAGUUUCCAUAGGGAAAGGAGAUGAAAAGGCAGAUACUGUGUCUAUACUGUCGAGAAAGGCAGAUACUUUGUCUAUACUGUCGAGAAAGGCAGAUACAGUGUCUAUCAAUUUGUCCAGCGUGUUUGAUAUGCCGCUGGAAGAACCUGUUACUGUUGUUAAACAAAAGAAACGUCCUUUACAUCAAGCUAAACACUCUGUGAAUCCACGGCGCCAUGCAACAUGCCUGUCACCGUCAAAUUUACCAGCGUAUGAUGACCGACCCAGAAGUCGCAUGUCAUUGCCACCCAAUAAAUACUUCACAAAUAGUGAGUUUGCAAACAUGAGUAUGGGUGAGAAGAUAUACAUGUGGAGCAUAGAGAAGAUAUAUAACAUGGACAAAAUGAAACAGUUAAAACAAGAACAAUAUAGAAAACUGCUAGAAAUGGAGGCAAAAAAAGGUCAACAUGGUUACAGAGAAUACACUAAAUACAUGCGUUACAUAAACAGUGCAAAAGACCGUAGCUAUGGAACUGAGACACCCUCGGAUAAAAGGUCAAGGUCAGCUCAUUCACCAAGGUCUCAAAGGUCAAAGAGUGCUACAAGUCGAAAAAGCCCUACAAAGUCUGAAACAAGAUCAGAAGAAGAUAUGGAUAAUGAGAAACAAGAUCAGACAGAGAGGCCAAAAACAUCUCUUGGUCAUUCUAGAGAAGAACCUCUUAAUGACAGCAAACCGCCAGCUGGCGAUACCAAGAAGAGCACAUCCUCAUUGGGAUCUGAUGGUCAUAAAUCACUUGGCAGCCAAAAAAGUCUUCAAAAAUCUCCAUCUCCUAGUCGCAAAAGCUCUGCCAAAUCAUCAAGGUCAAAUUCACAGAGGUCGUUAAGGUCAAAAUCAGAAAGUAGGGCAUCAAGUGCUUAUUCAGCAAAGAGUGUUGGGAAAUCAAAGGGAGAUCACUCUGAUUCAUCUUUAACUAAUGGAGAUGAUGAUGUACCUUUAUUACACAGAGAAGGCAAAGAUAGACCCAAAUCCAGACUGGGUUAUCCAAGACCAGACGGCAAAGAUCAAAGUAAUGAAGAAAGGGAAGUUAAUCUUCCUAAAGAGGAAAAGGAGGACGAAGUACUACAUUUUGAGGGUAUAGACAGGCCAAAGUCAAGACUUGGACAUCCAGGAGCACAAACAACAGAUCAAGAUUCCCUUCAUUCAUCCUCUCUUAGUAUAAAAUCUGACAACACUAGUUUAAGUAGUGACAGUGGUGUAGAAAAUGGUAAAAAAGGAAAGAAAACUAAACAGUCAUCAGAUACCAGCAGUGUAAGUUCAGUAGAUAACUUUAAUAGAAAGAACAAUCGGGAUAGAAGAAGAAAGAACAAACAACAAUUUGUAGAAACGAAACAGAACAAGAAAAUGGGAAGCAGAUCAAGUGUGAGCAGCAAGUCUUCAUCUAGAAGUGACAAUGACAGUAAAAAGAAUGCUAAUCAAAAUAAAGGGAAUAAAAGUAAUGAGAAGCUGGAUAUGAAAGGGAAAACAGAACAGGCAGUGAAAGAUAAAUCUCCGGAUAAAGAUGCCAAGGUUCACAGAAUUCCAAGUGCAACUUUUGCUGAAGAGGAGACAGCAAACGCUGAAAAAAAUCAUGAGAAAACUGACGAUGAAAAGGUUAAAGAACUGGAAAAAGAUAAAUCUGAUCAGCAAAAGGAGAAUACUGAACAAACCACAUCUAAUGUAGAAGAAAACAAAGAAGAAGAUAAUAAAAAAGAUCAAUCAGACAGCAUUAAACAAGGUGAUGAAACAGAGGCAGUAGUUCCUGAAAAAAAAUCUGACAAUAAUACAAAUGACAAACCAUUGGAAUCUGAAAAUAAACCAGUAGAGGAAACUAAAAAUAAAUCAUUAGAACCAGUAGAGGAAACUGAAAAUAAACCAGAUGAGAAAACUGAAAAAGCUGAUGUGCCAGCUGAAGAACAACAUGAUCAAGGAAAACCAGAUGAAAACAAAGAGGAUAAAACUGAAUCAAAAACUGAAGCCAAGGAAGAAACAGCAGAGAAACAAGACGGGACUGGAGAGGAGAAAGAAGAUACAGGAAAGAAUAAACUAAGCAGGCAAGAUUCUAUUGAGGAAGAAGAUGAAGACAGAAAAGUAAAUAAAGACCUAGAUAAAAUUGAAUAUUAGAAUAUUUGAAACGAGAAUUAUUUAAAUAUGUAAAGUAGUAGAGACUUAUGCUGUGUAUGGUAUAUUUAUGCCGUAAGCACAUAUUUCAAGCACUACAUAUUAUGAAGAAAAUGAGUGAAAAUAAUUUUGAUAAACAAAAUUAGCUUUUACAAACUUAUUAUAAUGAAAAAAUGUAUUUAAGUCAUGAUCCAAAUUUUAGACUAAGCUCCAGUCGGUGAAAAUUUGAAAUUUUUUACACUGUACAAAGUUCUUUUCAUCAGGUUUGUGAGUUUUAUAUCAGUUUAGUUCAGUAUUUAUUAGACAGGAAACCUGUUAAGCAUUCUUUAAUUGAUUUUCCAUGUUGUUAGUGAGGUAUAUUAUUGGUUGUUCUGUUAUUGUUCUUCAUGUUCUGUUGUAGUUUAUGUGAUAUGAUGAUAUAAGCAAAGCAAAAUAUUUUUUGCAUUUAAUGUUUCUAUUUUCACUUUUUUAUUUACUGUUAAAUCAUAAAUAUUAUUGGGGGACUAAUAUUCGUGAAUUUCAUGAUUGCAUCAAUCAAUGAAAGUAAUCCCAAAUUUAUAAAAUUCACAUUCAGUUCAAGUUGAAAUGCUCAAAUUUGUAUCCUCACAAAAAUGCCAUUUUGGUCAAAAGUACAAAAUAUUAUGCCCUUGAAAUUAAAUUAUUUUAAAGUAAUUAUGUUUCCUGGUAAUCAUUCUGAUGUAUUUUCCUACAUUUUUUAUAUGUGUAUGUAAGCACUGGUAUUUACGGAAGCGCAUGCUAAUUUCAAUGUGAACAGGAGAAUUUUGGUUGACUGGGUAAUAUUUACGAUGAUUUUGUUUUCACUAAUUAUUUGCAAACAAGAGUGGCAUUUGUGACUUUUAAUAUAAGUAUUAAGUAGCAUGUACAGUCAAACUUUGUUUGCUUGAACGCAGAUUGUUUGAUCUCCACCCUUCCCUCAAAGUCAUUGUCAGGUCUCCACAAAAAUCCCUAAAUAAUGUAUAUUGUUUGAUGGCUGGAACUACAGAUAACUCUUGGAAAUUUUGCCAGUCCCGUCAAAAUCGAGUAAACAGCGUUCAACUGUAUACAAAAAAUAUAACCAACUAUCAAGCAUGCAUUCUUAUUAAUGUGAAUGCAUCUGUUAGCUGUCAAAUUACAAAACAGAAGUUUCAUAAAAAUUACCGUCUUCAGUAAAACUAAUAGAAAACUAAACACUGAAAAAUUAUAUCUUAAAAUAUGAACCAGCUGUUUAACUUUACCUUAUUUCUUAAAGAGUAAAUAUUAACUAGAUAGAUGUUGGAUGCCUUUUUAAUGAAAACAAAACACCAAAGUAUACAUUUUUGUGAGAAAAAAAUCAGAUAUUUACAGAUGUAUUAUAUUGUCUGGGGUUAUUAGAUGAAAAAUUAUUUAUUUUUUCUAGUAAAACUUCUUUUAUUGUAUUUAUGUCUAUUUGUUGUCAAACUUAUUUUCAAGAGCAUUAAUUCUUUUAACUGCAUAAUAUAUAUACACAAGAUUCCAGCUCAUCUGAUCUUUAAACUGUUGCUUCAAUACACAUCAAAGCAUAUGCUGUGAUUAAAUUUUUAAUGUAGAUUCUUUAUUCUGUCAAUACAGGUUAUCUUGUCUGUCUGACAGAACUGUUAUUUCUAUUAUUAUCUCCCUUUUAAUAAUCCAAGAUACGUGUAUAGGUUACCUACCUUAGCAAAACUAGCAGCCAUUUUGUAUAUGUGUUGGCACAGAUUUAAGAAAAUCCACAAAGUGACAUUAAAAACAAAUCGGGUAUAUUAAGUUACAAUGUGUUAUGAUCACAUUUCAAAUGGUCUCUUCAUUCAUUAAUGCUAAACACAGUCAUAAUUAUAUAGGUAUAACAAGUGCCAAAUACUUAAGUAUGAAUACAGCAUUGUUUAUUAUUAUAUUAUUAUUGUGUUGGUACAAUGAGCUGUCAAGUUAUAGAUUUGCAUUUCUUACAUAUUUUAACAGAGAUCAAUAUAGCAUUAGACUUUUUAUUGUGAACUAUUUGCUAGUAUUUUCAAAUAAAAUAUCUCAACAUAA
This is a messenger RNA of Mercenaria mercenaria, 5027 nucleotides long. RefSeq names its product translation initiation factor IF-2-like. Lineage: Eukaryota; Metazoa; Mollusca; Bivalvia; Venerida; Veneridae. The coding region runs from base 396 to 3005 and encodes 869 amino acids. The record is from RefSeq and is a predicted model, not a curated record. The transcript has 13 exons.